Gasterosteus aculeatus aculeatus (three-spined stickleback) is the source of this 2222-nucleotide messenger RNA. It is a transcript of the gene alg2, whose product is annotated as ALG2 alpha-1,3/1,6-mannosyltransferase. Gene Ontology annotation, cellular component: endomembrane system. The record is from RefSeq and is a predicted model, not a curated record. Gene Ontology annotation, biological process: dolichol-linked oligosaccharide biosynthetic process. Gene Ontology annotation, molecular function: GDP-Man:Man(1)GlcNAc(2)-PP-Dol alpha-1,3-mannosyltransferase activity. Lineage: Eukaryota; Metazoa; Chordata; Actinopteri; Perciformes; Gasterosteidae.
UGAGGAAACAGACGCCAUUGUUGCUCAAAGUAAGACCGCAAAUAGCGCUGAUCAGAAUUGAUGAUUUGAGCCAACAUGGCGUCCGCACUAUAGAGUUUCCUGACAGUUCAAGAGGUAAUGGUGCAUAUAGACGAGCACAAUCAUAGGUAGCCGAACCUAAACACGGUGGUUGAGAGAUCGCAAGGAUGGCGCGGGUGGUGUUUCUCCAUCCAGACCUUGGUAUCGGUGGAGCAGAGAGACUGGUGGUAGAUGCCGCCGUCGCUCUGAAGAGUCAGGGAUGUAGUGUGCAGAUUUGGACGGCCCAUUACGACCCAACACACUGCUUCUCUGAGACCCUGGACCCGGAGCUGCCUGUAGUGUGCGUGGGUGACUGGCUACCCACCAGUGUGUUUGGUUACCUGCACGCUCUGUGUGCCUACCUGAGGAUGAUCUAUGUGGCCCUCUACCUGGUCUUCCUCAGUGGGGUAGAGUACGACGUCGUCUUCUGUGACCAAGUGUCAGUGUGUAUCCCGGUGCUGCGGUUGUCCCGUCUCAGGAAGAAGGUUUUGUUUUACUGUCACUUUCCAGACCAGCUACUGACUCAGAGGAAGUCAACCCUGAAGAAGCUUUAUCGCGCUCCCAUUGACUGGCUGGAGGAACGCACCACUGGCAUGGCUGAUAUGAUUCUGGUAAACAGCCAGUUCACCGCAGGCAUCUUCGCAGAGACCUUUCGUGGUCUGAGAGGAGUCCAGACAGAUGUCCUCUACCCGUCCCUCAACACGCGUACCUUUGACCAGCAGUCCAGUGAAGCACAAGGCCUGGAAGGGCUGCUCCCUGAGGGAACCUCGUGCCUAUUUCUCUCUCUCAACCGAUACGAGAGGAAGAAGAAUCUGGGGCUGGCUCUCCAGGCUUUUGCGUCCCUGAAGAGCAGCCUUCCUCCGGGCCAGAGUGCAGGUAUCCACCUGGUGGUGGCGGGGGGCUACGAUGACAGAGUUACCGAGAACGUUCAGCAUUAUGCUGAACUGAGAAAGCUUGCAGCACAGCUCGACCUGGAAGACGUUGUCACUUUCCUGCGCUCCCCCUCUGAUUCGCUGAAGGUGGCGCUGCUGCGGGGCAGCGCGGCCGUUCUGUACACCCCGAGCAGAGAGCAUUUCGGAAUAGUUCCCGUCGAGGCCAUGUAUUGCCGCUGCCCCGUUAUCGCGGUGAACUCCGGGGGACCCCUGGAGAGCGUGGCAGACGGAGAGACGGGCUUCCUGUGCGAGCCCACGGCGGAGGCCUUCUCUAAGGCCAUGGAGAGGCUGGCGAGGGAGCCGCAGCUCCGCGGGGACAUGGGACAAGCUGGGAGACGGAGGGUUCAAGAUAAAUUCUCUCUCCGGGCCUUCUCGAACCAGCUGCACGGGUACAUUGUCAAGCUGAGCCAAUGAUGUGAAAGCUGGAAGAGGAGCGGGAAGCCGUUGGAAAUACCAUCCUCCAUGGAAUUGUUGAAGACAAGGGUCUUCAGUGAGGAGAAGAGGACGUCUCCUUGAAGAGAACGUAUGUGUGAAUGUGCAGGAGGCGGGUGGGUGAACGGGUUGGGGGUUGGUGGAGGGGGAGGGGGAGUGGUUGGUAUUCCGAAGACUCCGAGGACAAUCAAUCAGCAUUCCCCUGGAGGGGUUGCUGAGAGGGGAAAAAAGGACGGAAUCUCUAUACCAAUUAAGACAAGAGUAACGAGUUUACCUACCCCAUCUCCGGAAAGAAAUUCCACACCGCCAAGUGUGUCCGUGGUUGUGUGGGUGUAGUUGUACGUGUGUAAAAAGCAGCAAAUGAGCGUACCAAAAAGAUAGAUUUAUUGAAAUGUUUUGAACUGUUUCUGUUUUGUCUCAUGCUACGGUGAGCUUUUGGGUAACAACGAAGAAAGAGAAGGUUGUUACCACCACCACGUGCCAUCAGGCAGUGCACCACCCCAGAUGAAUAAACAGGAUGCUUUCCACCACUUCCUGUCCACCCUGAGCCUCCCAUUCAGAGGACUGGCUGGCCUGUUCAUGACUCUGGCUGCUGUGAGGUUAUUAGCAGAUGAUAGAGAGUGUUUGGCGUUAUUAGAGGUCUGGUUGAUGGGCUAGUGUGGCUUUGUCUGGGUCAUUAUCAUCGAGGAGAAUAGUAGAAGGUCAAUGUGUCUGCGGGCUGGCCUCCUCAGCCCUCCUGCUGUGUAGAAACAGCUCUUAUUGACAUUCCUGAAGUCUUAAUAAACAAGAGGAUACAUACUU